Nylanderia fulva is the source of this 3021-nucleotide messenger RNA. RefSeq names its product adenylosuccinate lyase (gene Adsl). Gene Ontology annotation, cellular component: cytosol. The record is from RefSeq and is a predicted model, not a curated record. NCBI's taxonomy places the organism in Eukaryota, Metazoa, Arthropoda, Insecta, Hymenoptera, Formicidae. Gene Ontology annotation, biological process: 'de novo' AMP biosynthetic process. Gene Ontology annotation, molecular function: N6-(1,2-dicarboxyethyl)AMP AMP-lyase (fumarate-forming) activity; (S)-2-(5-amino-1-(5-phospho-D-ribosyl)imidazole-4-carboxamido) succinate lyase (fumarate-forming) activity.
UGAUCGCAACAUCAGCUGGUCGGCGUAGUAGUUUCAUUCAUGCGGUCGCGUUAAACGGUUCUUUCACUCCGCGAAUUUCUUCUCUCUCAAUCGCACGAUGAGCGUUUCGAAAGUGCAGACCAGUGAUUAUUGCGAUUAUCGCAGUCCUCUGUCGACUCGGUACGCCUCCAAGAAGAUGAGCUAUAAUUUUAGUGACCAAAAUAAAUUCAGCACGUGGCGCAAGCUCUGGAUCUAUCUGGCCAAGGCUGAAAUGGAGCUCGGUCUGGCCAUCAAGCCGCAGCAGGUUGCCGAGAUGGAGGCACACGUGGACGACAUCGACUUUGAAGCCGUCGCCAAGGAAGAAAGGGCGACGAGACACGACGUGAUGGCACAUGUUCACGUUUUUGGGAAACAGUGUCCACUGGCUGCACCCAUCAUCCACCUCGGCGCGACCAGCUGCUACGUGGGCGAUAAUACGGAUCUCUUGAUCCUGCGCCAAGGCUUUGACAUACUGCUCCCGAAACUGGCCAGCGUAAUUCGGCGUCUCGCCAAGUUUGCUCUCGAGAACCGCAGCUUGCCUACUUUAGGCUUUACCCACCUUCAACCCGCACAGCUGACGACGGUCGGCAAAAGGGCGACGCUAUGGUUACAAGAAUUGUUGAUGGACGAAAGGGCUAUUCGUCGGGCUAGAAACGAUCUCAGAUUUCGCGGAGUCAAGGGCACUACUGGCACCCAAGCAUCUUUUCUUCAGCUGUUCAAUGGCGAUGCGGAAAAAGUGAAGCGAUUAGACGAUCUUGUCACAAAGAUGGCUGGUUUCGAAAAGCAUUAUGCUGUUACCGGACAGACGUACAGCAGAAAAGUCGAUAUAGAAUGCUUGAACGUCUUGAGUUCACUUGGUGCGACUGUUCACAAGAUCUGCACGGACAUUCGGCUUCUCGCGAACAUGAAAGAGCUCGAAGAGCCCUUCGAGAGCACCCAGAUAGGUUCGAGCGCAAUGCCUUACAAGCGCAACCCAAUGCGCUCCGAGAGAUGCUGCAGCGUGGCACGUCACCUGAUGACUCUGGUGAACAACGUCCUUCACACCGCGGCGACCCAGUGGAUGGAACGAACGCUGGACGACUCGGCGAAUCGUCGGGUCACCUUGGCGGAGGCCUUCCUGUCGGCCGACGCGAUCCUGAUGACUCUCCAGAACAUUACCGAGGGUUUGGUCGUCUAUCCCAAAGUCAUCGCAAAACAUGUGGCGCAAGAGUUGCCCUUCAUGUCCACGGAGAACGUGAUAAUGGCUAUGGUGAAGGCCGGUGGUGACAGACAAGUUUGUCACGAAAAAAUUCGCGUGUUAUCGCAUGAAGCUGGAGCGCAGGUGAAGCAACACGGCUUGGAUAACGAUUUGGUUGACAGGAUCAAGAAAGAUCCAUAUUUUGCGCCAAUCUUAUCUCAAUUGGACGAUUUGCUGGAUCCGGCGACUUUCGUCGGUAGAGCGCCUGAGCAAGUCGUCGAGUUCCUCGAAGAGGAGGUGCAUCCUAUACUUAAGAAUUACGAGGGACAAGAAAGUGAAAAUGUUGAACUUAAUAUUUGAUUCUCAUCAUGACUGUUUUACUGACUUUGACUUCAAGAGCUUUUCUUUUUAUUGGCUAUACAGAUCAGGGAAAGGGAUUUAAUAAUAGUUUAGUAAAAAUCUUCUCGAGUGUUUUCCAGAGAAAUUUAUUAUGUGAUAUCAGAUUAUAUCAGAGUGGAGAGUGUGAUUGGCUUUUAGGAAUAUUUUUGUAGGAAAGUUAUGAAAUUAUGUGCGUAUACACAAUUUUAUUCAUAUUGUUAACAUUUCUUACAUUUAUAAAAUAAUUCGUAAAAAAAUAAAUCGCACUGUUCGCCAUAGAUGCACACGUUCUCUUUUAUCAUGUAGUAUAUAUUUAGUAUUCUUAUAAUCGUUAUCUUUCCUCUUUUUUCGUUAUCAUACAUUUUUUAUUUUUUAUUUUAACUCUUUUUGCCAAUUUUACGAUUCUUCUCUCCGACGUAACUGCUGUAACAGCAAAUGAACAGCAGAGUGAAAAAGAUAGAAAGAGAGAUAGAAAUAGAUCGAUAGAUAAAAUAGAUAAGUAGGUAGAUAGACAAAGACAAAAAAGAAAUAAACGAUAGAAGAUGCACAGAUUAAAUCGGAAGUAGAAAAUGAAAUUGAAAGGAGAAAAAUUAUAUUACAAGAGAAAAAGAGUAAAAGAAAUUUGGCAAAAAGCACAUAAGCUCUGAAGAAAAGAUAGACUAGAAGAAGAUAGAGAAAUAAGAACAAUAAAUUUAAAAAAAAAUAACGAUAGAAUAAUGAUAGAGAAAUGAAAUCACAGAAGCAACAAGAGAGUAAAAAUACGAUAAUUUUAAUAAUAUUUAAGAAUAUUUCUAAAGAGAAAUAUCCUAAAAGAAAGCACAAGAGAUAGAAGAAAAAAUAUGAAACAAGGAGAAAUAAAAUUUGUAACAGACAGUAAAAAUAUAGAGUUGAGAAGAAAAACAAUUUCUCAAAAGAGAACACAACGAAACAAUAGAGAACAAUUAAGACUAGAGAAAGUAUUAGAGAUACAUAAAUAAUAAAAGAAAAUAUAGAAAGAAAAAUAGUAACUUAAUUGAACGGAGAAAGUUGAUCUGUUAAUUGCGUUAAUUUUUAAUAACGAGAAAAACAAGCUGAGAAAAACGAGGGGAAAGUUAGUGUGAAGAAGAAAACUAGAAAGCAAAAUGGAAGAAGUAAUAGACGGAAAAACUGAAAAAAAUCUGUAUUGAUUUAAAGAAUUAAAAAUUUGUUUUUACUUCUUGUCUAAAAAUUAUUCGAUCAAUAAAAUUUUGAGAGCGGAGAGAAACAUUUAUCACAAAAUAUUAAAUUUAUCGUGAAAAGUUUUAGAAUCACGAAUUACAAACUCUAUUUCGGCACACAAGAAAACUUUUUAAAUGAAAUAACAUUGAUAUUUAUAACAGUACUUGGAUUUUGCAAAAGCGUUUUAAUUUUUUCGGAUGCCUUUAUGUAUAAAAAUAUGUAUAUAUGUAUAAAAAUUGAGAAUUUCUCAA